Effrenium voratum is the source of this 1580-nucleotide messenger RNA. Lineage: Eukaryota; Dinophyceae; Suessiales; Symbiodiniaceae. The record is from the annotation of a GenBank genome assembly.
AGCUCGGGCGCAUUUGCACAUCCACAGCUGGCUUGCAUGACUCAUGAGGGGCUGGCUUGGUCUUCAAGCUUGGAUGCGCGCAAGAGCUAAAGCAAGAUUUGGCAAAUGGCCGGGCGAUGAGAUGGGGGGACUGGUCUGACAGUUUGCAUGUGAAGACACGGGCCAGCUCUUGGAACAGCGUUCUGUGCCUUUGGGAAGCUUUGCGUCAGCGUCGGCAUAGGCCGAAUAGGCCGAAUAGGAAGCGAUUUCUGCGAGCGUCCUUGGACGCCCUGUCCCGCAGCCAAAAGUGGAGGACUGCCCUCGCCUUGCGCGGCCGCGCGAACGUGGCGAGCCUGGCGCUGGCUUCGCAGUGGCCCGGCGCCCUCGCGGCUUUGAAGAAAACAAGCCCCCCGUGGCCGACCGCACGGCCCUGGCUGAAGGCGGCCGCCCUGAGGGCUAGCGCGAAGGAGGCCCAGAUCUUCGCCCAUGUGGACUGGGAUGCCGCCAUGCAAGUCUUGAUGAACCUACGGCAGCUGCGAGGCGCGGGCGCCGCCGUGCUGCGGCGGUGCCUCCGCUGCGAGUGGCGCCAGGCCUUGGCGCUGCUGCGGCACGGUGCGCGCGCGGCCCUGGAACCCAACCGCUGUUCUGUGGCCUUGGCAUCCGCAUCUGCAUGGGCUGCGGCCUUGGCGCUUGGGAGGACGCCGACGGUGCUGGACAUCUUGGCUGGCAAGCGCCUUUGGCAAGCUGCGGUCGCCCAACCCGCGAGCCCGGGCGCCAGUGGCCCCAGUCGCGUGCGCUGCGAUGCCGCAAUGCGAUGCGACGGGUUCAAGCUUGAUGCAGCGUGGCGAGACGCAGUGGCCAUGUUUGCGCUGCUCCAGUCGAAGAUUGGCAAUGCUCCCGACGCCUACACCACUGCCGAGGUGCUUCGCGCCUGCGUUUCAGGGUCACAGUGGCAGCAAUCCCUGCGAAUGAGAAGGUCGACCAGGUCGACCAAGUCAAGUAGCCGCUCCCUGAGCUACAUCCUGAGCAUCCGGGCUUGCUCGCUGCCACGACGUUGGCUUGCUGUCGUUGAGCUCCUUGGCAGGGCGCGGCAGGAGCGAGUCACAGCUCAUGUAGGCAUGUACGAUGGAGCGAUCUUCAGCUGCAAAGGGACCAGAAAACAUCCCCGGAGCCAGUGGCCACGCGCAGUGCUUUUGCUGCAAGAGGCUGAGGAGUUUCAGCUGCGGCGGAACCCCUUCAUGUUGCAAGCCACGCUGCGGGCGUGCCAGUCUAAUUUCGAGUGGACUGUUGGUCUGACUCUGCUGCGGCAAUGCCUGGGCAAUGUCAUCCAGGCGCAUGCAAACCAGUACUCGCCCCUCCUGGCGGUUUGUGCCAGGGUGACCAGGGCGACCAGGCCGACUUGGUCGUCGGCCUGGCGCUUCGGGCUGCACCUGGCGCGGGAGACCGCGGAGCGGCGGCUGCCGUUGGCCCAGACCGCGCGGCGGCCGCUGCAGCUCCUGGCCCAGGCCCGGGCCGAGGCCGCUCGGGCAAAAGCGGCGAAAGCGGCGCGCGAGGGCUCACGCCUCACGUCACACGUUGAGACUUCGUUAAGACUUUCGUGA